UCAUGUCUUUCCACUCCUUUUCCUUUACACCAUUUCUUCAUAUUGAAGAUAAAUAUGAUGGUGUCAAUAACUUUGACCCAUCUGGAACAUCAGAAGAUACUUUUAACCUUUUAGCUGAUAACACACAAUCAUUUGUUUUAAAUGAGAAAGAGUCUUUAAAUAUGACUUUUGCAAACUGGAAAAAACUUGACGAAUGGCUUGAAAAUCAUGAAUUAGAACAAGGCUUUGCAUUUACGAUUACCCAUAGUGAUAAAGAUAAGGAUGAUGAUUUUCCUUGA
Molecule: messenger RNA, 278 nt
Organism: Funneliformis caledonium
Lineage: Eukaryota; Fungi; Glomeromycota; Glomeromycetes; Glomerales; Glomeraceae
Source: the annotation of a GenBank genome assembly